AUUAACCUCCUCCUUAUAGCGAAUGUCGAUAACUCACACUGAAUGUCAAAAAAGUGCGCAUGGUCCGCAUCUGGGGGUCGAAACUUACCAACAUUUCCCACCGAAACUCCAAACAUGAUCCAUCCCUUGAAAUCAAGACUAGGUACAGCCUCAGAAAACCCCUCCCCCAAGCCAAUCUCUAUUGCCUCAGAAACCCCUCAUCCGUCCAUGGCGCUCUACCCGCUCAGGCAAGUAGAUGAAGUCCCUUGAGUCAGCAAUCGGCCCCGUGGUCUGCGGCGGCGUCUCGGCCCGCGCCGGCUCCCGCCGCACCCUAUCCCGGUGCCACCAGCAGCCGCCGAGGACGAUGGC
Pyricularia grisea is the source of this 348-nucleotide messenger RNA. RefSeq lists its product as uncharacterized. Bases 43 to 249 code for a protein of 68 amino acids. The record is from RefSeq and is a predicted model, not a curated record. The transcript has 2 exons. Lineage: Eukaryota; Fungi; Ascomycota; Sordariomycetes; Magnaporthales; Pyriculariaceae.